UUACAGAGCAAUGAUGAUCCAUACGUGUGUAGCUCUUCGUCCGUGUCGGCCUCCCUUGAUUAGUUCAUCUAAGUCGACCCUUCAACGCCCUCCAAACUGCAAAUUCUCUGUUCGAAACUGUAUCAGAGACCCAAACAACUCACAGAAGGAAAAGGAAAAUGUUGGAAUCGUACAAAGGUGCCAUUUUGGGUCAGGCUGGUGCAAAAAUACUUUUCAUUCUUUUUGAGCUCGUCUCUGCGUUCAGCAUGAGGAAAUUCAAUCAUUUUGAUGAAUUUUACUUGAUUUCGGUAGUAUGGUUCGUUCAAUUGAAUGUUUCCUGGCUUCACUUCAUUGUUGUUGCUUUUAAGAAUGAAAUGUGGUUUCAUGUAUGGUAGAAAGUAAGGCAAAAGAAUACUUUCUCGGCGAUAAACCUAAACCUCUAAGCAGCAGAGUAGCUUCUUUAUGCAUUGCUGAAAUGCAUAAUCAACUCUUGAUUGAUCCUUAGAAUGCUUGGCAUAAACCUUGCAGUUAGUUAUGGAAGUUAAGGAGAAGCUUGAAAAGGAAUAUUAUGAUCUGCCAGUUGGAGAAAAUGGAAGAGAUGACGAAGACAUGAUUCUAUGGUAUCUUAAGGACAGGAGAUUUUCUGUCGAAGAAGCUAUUGCUAAGUUGACAAAAGCUAUUAAAUGGCGUCAAGAAUUUGGAGUUGCUGAUUUAUCUGAAGAUACUGUGAAAAGUAUAGCCAAGACUGGAAAAGCCUAUGUGCAUGACUUUCUUGAUGUUAAUGACAGACCAGUGCUCAUUGUGGUGGCAUCCAAGCACCUUCCUGAUGUGCAUGAUCCUUGUGACAAUGAGAAAUUAUGUGUGUUUUUGAUUGAGAAGGCAUUGAGCAAGCUUCCAGCUGGGCAAGAACAAAUACUUGGAAUAGUUGAUCUCCGGGGCUUUGGCACCAAAAAUGCAGAUCUCAGUUAUUUAACUUUCUUGUUUGAUGUAUUUUACUAUUACUAUCCAAAGCGGUUGGGUGAAGUUCUCUUUGUGGAAGCUCCUUUCGUAUUUCAGCCAAUUUGGCAGCUGACAAAGCCCUUGUUAAAAUCAUACGCUUCUAUGGUGAAAUUUUGCUCCACGGAAACUGUCAGGAAGGAAUACUUCACAGAAGAAACCUUACCAAUCAGCUUUAGAGACUGAGGCCAUUCACCUUACGUCCUUAAAAUCUGGGUUGUUGGAACUUGCAAAGAUCAGAAAGGGGUUUGGAAUGAUCCUAGUUUGCUCUUUAUGAUAUUGAUGGAUAUUGAUGAGUCCCCUACGUUAAAGAAGAACGGACCGUUCUCAAGUUAAAGAAAUUGAAGCAGGUCAGGGUUCCUUUUUUUGUUUUUGCCUCUACGCACAUUAUUGUGUCUAUAACCACAAAUGAUACCUCAAGAGACUGCGACACUACAAACUCAUGGAUCCGCACUUUUUACUUCUCUCGUGUUAACUUCAGUUUUGUCAAAUUUAUUCCUGUUGUUGCAUUCACAACAACAAUAGAUUUGUAUUAAAAUUUUGCUGGAUAUAGAAAUUCAGAAUUGAAGGCAAGGCCUAUCUGUCUUAAGGAUAAUUCUCAGGAUAUAAUUCCUUUUA
This is a messenger RNA of Gossypium raimondii (Peruvian cotton), 1593 nucleotides long. Its product is annotated as CRAL-TRIO domain-containing protein C3H8.02. The record is from RefSeq and is a predicted model, not a curated record. NCBI's taxonomy places the organism in Eukaryota, Viridiplantae, Streptophyta, Magnoliopsida, Malvales, Malvaceae. The coding region runs from base 514 to 1161 and encodes 215 amino acids. The transcript is spliced from 7 exons.